AUGACAGGCCGAGUACCAAUUGAAUCGCAGAGCGUCGACGCACCGUUGACUGCCUCGGCGACGUUUCUCGUUCUGACCAUCAAUCCAGACCCGGCGGCCAUCAAGACUGUGCGGUCCGUCCUCUCGAGCGUCGAUGACCUCGUCAAGAAUGUCGCGAUCCGCGACCUCCAGGCGCUGUUCGCGUGCACGGUCGGCAUCGGCAGUGAGGCAUGGGACACGGUGACGGGCGGUCGCGUCGCUCGGCCGGCGGAGCUGCACCCGUUCAAGCGAAUCGAGGGCAAGGUGCACACGGCGGUGUCGACGCCAGGGGACAUCCUGUUCCACAUCCGCUCUCAGCGGCGCGACCUGUGCUUCGAGUUCGAGCGGCAGGUCAUGGACCUGCUCGGCGACGCGGUGACGGUGGUCGACGAGACGGUCGGGUUCCGGUACUUUGACGCGCGGGACCUGUUGGGGUUCAUCGACGGCACGGCGAACCCGGUCGGGCCGGCCGUCAACGCCUCGGUCGUCGUGGCGGCCGAGGACGACGCGGGCGCCGUGGGCGGGAGCUACGUCGUCGUGCAAAAGUACGUGCACGCCCUGAAGCGGUGGCGCGGGCUGUCGACCGAGACGCAGGAGGCCAUCAUCGGGCGCACCAAGCUCGACAACAUCGAACUCGACGACGCCGACGAGGGCUCCCAGAUGUCGCACAAGUCCCUGGCGACCAUCGAGGACGAGGCAGGAGGGGAGCACGACAUUCUGCGCGACAACAUGCCGUUCGGCUCGCCCGGGUCAAACGAGUUUGGGACCUACUUCAUCGGGUAUUCGAGAAAGCUGUGGGUCAUAGAGAAGAUGCUCGAGAGAAUGUUCAUUGGGAAUCCGCCAGGGUUGCAUGACCGCAUCUUGGAUUAUUCGACACCCUUGACGGGGACCACGUUUUUCGUUCCCGCUGCGAGUGUCUUGUCUGGUCUUGACGAUGAUUGA
Molecule: messenger RNA, 960 nt
Organism: Exophiala spinifera
Lineage: Eukaryota; Fungi; Ascomycota; Eurotiomycetes; Chaetothyriales; Herpotrichiellaceae
Exons: 1
Coding region: 1-960 (319 amino acids)
Cellular component (GO): cytosol
Molecular function (GO): heme binding; peroxidase activity
Source: RefSeq, a predicted model, not a curated record